AUGCUUAGCGUCUCCGUUGCCAGACGAUUCUGUGCAGUUUGUGGAAAUACGGAUCCAUCCCAGCAAAUUCAAAGCCACCGUGGUGGCGAGAACCGCUGGGGCAAGCUGGAUGAGGAAUACCCUCCAGUCUACACAACUGCCACGGGAGCCCUGAAAAUGAACGGCAUCAGUUCGCUCUGGCUGGGCGCAGCACUAUAUGUCAGACUCGCUCAGUUUCAAGAUGCAAGACUGGGUCCAGAUGAUCAGGAAGGGCCGCCCAAGGACGUGAAGCACGGGCCCGUGCUGGACGACUGCCUCUUCCGGAAGUGCUUGUUGUGUAGCGUUAUUCGAAGCUUGGAGACGGCGUGGAGCUUGUGCUGUAUCCGGGGGAGAGCGGUGUUGUCGCUUUGGUCUUCAAGCGAUGCAGAUGAUGGGCCGGGCGCCGGAGGCGUAUAA
Molecule: messenger RNA, 435 nt
Organism: Cladophialophora yegresii CBS 114405
Lineage: Eukaryota; Fungi; Ascomycota; Eurotiomycetes; Chaetothyriales; Herpotrichiellaceae
Exons: 2
Coding region: 1-435 (144 amino acids)
Source: RefSeq, a predicted model, not a curated record